This is a messenger RNA of Blepharisma stoltei, 1417 nucleotides long. NCBI's taxonomy places the organism in Eukaryota, Ciliophora, Heterotrichea, Heterotrichida, Blepharismidae. The record is from the annotation of a GenBank genome assembly.
AUGGGCCGACCACGUCCUUCAAUUUCAAAAAUCAAACAAUGAAAUCCAGGAAAGGUGCUUUUUAAAUCAAGGCACAUUAAAUCAAAAGACAAAUUCUUUAUAAAAUAUAAGAAACCCAUUAAACGUCAAAACAGUUCAAAAAAAAACAGAAUCGACUCGGUGAAGCCUGCAAUAAUAAUUAAAUCAGCAAAUAGUAAUCCAUGUCUCCAAAAUAACGGUAAUCUUGUAUUCUCUUACUGGUUUAGCAUUGUUAAGAUAGAUCUAAAAACCAUGGAAACUACUCACAAAAAUUUCCCUCAACAUCCAGAGCUCAACAAAAGUAUAUAGCUCAUGCACCUUAAUAGAUCUCUAUACCCCAGCAGAAUGCCGUCCAGAAAAAAAUAUGGUACAGGGCACCUUCCUUAUGCAGUAUAAGUCUGAUUAGGCACCUCAAAGCCAUAAACGGAGAUUUUGCCAAUUUCAUUUUUACUUUUAAAAUAAAGCUGGCAAGCACAAAUUAAUUUUGGAAAUUAAAAAUGGAUAGCAAAUAAUGAUCUAAAAUAUUUCAGGCGCUAUAUCUAUAUGUGCAAUUCCCAAUAAUAAUUUUUUUUGCAUUGAUUUCGGGAAUAGCUCGACAUUUAUCAUUGACAAAAGCCUCGAAAUUUCAGAAGCCAAACGUAUCGAGCCAAGAAAAUACGGUAGUAUGAUAUAGAAAUUGCCCGAUGAUGGCGCUCAAUGCGCCAUCAUCGGGCAACGUCUUUUCAGGGUCCACACUGGAAAAGGGUUCCACGUGUGGGAACCCUUUUUAACACGUGGAGAAUCCUCACUUUCACGCGCGUCAAAAAGGAUUCCACACGUGGAACCCAUUUUCCCGUGUGGACCCUUAAAAAACGUUGCCCGAUGAUGGCUCAUUGAGCGCCAUCACCGGGCAAUCAGUAUAUAUCUUGAUGGGCUAAUUUAUUUAUUCGCGAUCAAGCCUGGUCUAAGGACAAUAGAAACAUAUGAUUUAAAUAGAAAUAGAUGAAAACAAGCUGCAUCUAUUAAAAUACGUGAUCCAUAUUAUGAUUCGAUUUUAGCAGCUUUCGAAGGAAAAAUUAUAAUUGCUCCACAUGGCAGCAGUAGUGUGAAGGCUUUUGACCCUUUUUGUAACAGCGCAUCAAAGAUAUUAAAGCUCAAACCAAAUUACGGAACAUUUCUUUUGGCUGCGAAUGAUAAAUUGUAUUGCAUUCAAUCUGAAGGGUAUGCUUAUGAGAGUUUGCCAAGAGACUGCACACAAUGGAUGUGCAUCAGCAAAACUCUUAUUGCAAGAAUUUAUGGGCUGCCUAUGUAUUCAUUGUAUAAUGAUUCAAUUUAUUUUGUAGGUGUUCCACAUUGCAUAUCAUUGUAUGAGUUUAAUUUGAAAACCCGGAGCAUGACAUUUAUUGAUCACUUAUAUUAA